UCAGAGACGAGUCCACGAGAAACCAAAGAGAAGGAGUUUAUUUAGGACUAAAAGAGGACAAGAAGGACACUACUACCACUACUACUACUAAUAAUAAUACUGCUACUACUACUGCUACUACUACAACUACUACAACUCCUAUUACUACUACUGCUACUACUGCAGAGAGAUGAGAGGAGAGAGGAUUUUGAGAGAGUAGUUUUAUGUAUGAUUUUGUCGUUCUGGUGCAAAAAAAAGGACAAUAAAAAGUAAAAGUAGAGGAGAAUAAGAGAGACAGGAGAGGGAGAGAAGAGAGAGAGAGGGUUAAGCAAGAAAGAGGAGGGAGAGACAGAGGGAGAAAGGAGAGAGGAAGAAGAAGGGACAGGAGAGAGGGACAGAGCGACAGAAGGAGAAGUGAGAGUAAAGAGAAGAGAGGAGAGAGAUGGUUCAGUCCAUGGAGCUCGGGUCUUCGGACCAGAGGAAGACCCUAAAGACCAGAGUCCGCAUCCAGAACCAGAUACUGAGACUUGGACUCGCCGAGACCCUCUCGACCUACGUCAUGAUGGUUUUCGGGCUGUGCUCCGUGGCCCAGGUGGUCACAGGUAAAGGAGAGUUCGGACAAUACAUCAGUAUAAACCUGAGCUUUGGCCUCGCCGUUGCUCUGGGAGUGCACGUCGGUGGUGGAGUCUCAGGAGCCCACAUGAACGCGGCGGUCUCCUUUUCUUCUUGCGUCUUUGGGACUCUCCGGUGGAGGCUCCUUCCACUUUACGUCACAGCGCAGUUCAUUGGCUCGUUCCUCGCUGCAGCAACUGUCUACGCUGUUUACUACGAGUCCAUCCACAGCUACUGCGGGGGGAACCUGACAGUGUCGGGCCCAGUGGCCACGGCCGGGAUCUUCUCUACAUAUCCAGCCCCUUAUCUGUCCCUGAGCGGAGGCUUUAUUGACCAGGUAUUCGGCACGGCCAUGCUCCUCCUCUGCCUGUCAGCUCUCUCUGACCGCAGGAACCAGCCGUGUCCUGCAGGGGGCGAGCCUGUGGCUGUGGGGCUCCUAGUGCUGCUCAUUGGGAUGUCCGUGGGGAGCAACAGCGGCUAUGCCAUCAACCCCACAAGAGACAUCGGGCCCCGUGUGUUCACUGCCAUCGCAGGCUGGGGCCCCGAGGUCUUCAGAGCUGGUAACUGGUGGUGGUGGGUGCCAUUGGUCGCGCCCUGUGUUGGGGCAGUUGUGGGGACAGGACUCUACAAACUCCUGGUUCAGCUGCACCACCCCCUGCUCAGUGCGCCCUCUGCUGGAGAAUCGGAGGAACCACACAGAGAGACAGAACCACUGGAGAAACACAGUAACUGUGUAGUAUGACCCUACAGUCUAUGAGUAUGUAUGACAUAAAGUGUAUUGAUACUUUGCAGUGACAUCAUGCUGGGGGUGUACUACAUGCAUCUCUGUGGUGGAAUGUUGAGCCAUUACUAUGGUGACACAAUGCACACAUUAGCCAACAUUGUCAAAAAAGUAAAAAAAAAAAAAAACUGAGAAAGGUCAGAGGUACCAAAACGUGUUAAUAAAAGUGGACCAAGAGUGAGAUAGUGUGCAGGAGUCUCAUUAAAACUUAAAACAGUCAAGUGCCUCUCCUCCGACACAACUCUCACCCACUCAGGUGUGCAGAGUCUACACAAAAGAAAAACAAAUAAAAAAAAUCCCAAAUGGAUUUAAAGAGCACAUUUUGAGGAACUUGUGGUCAAUCCAAGCUUGUGGCUGUAAUGUUAUUUGAGAGGGACUUGUUUAACAGCACAAAUCAGCUCACCUGUUGGAGUUCCGACUAAACCAGCUCUUUCUGGUCAGAUUUUCUUUAAAGCUCAAAAUUCUAUCAAGCCUCAGAUAAAGCAGUGCUUGCAGUUAGCUUCACACCCCCAGGGAACAUUGAUGACAGCUGCAAAGUAUCAAUAUGACCAAAGAAGUAUGUAGUAUGGUCAAAGAGAGGGUCUAUGCACCAACAUCUGUAUUUAUUUUCAAAUACAUGUGUCUGAAAACAGUAGACAGAAGAGGAGAUGUUUUCCGCAGUACUCUCUGUUUUCUGUCUCCUAGUUAUUGCAGUGUAGCAUUAGCAUUUUGCUGGGUAUGAACCAAUACAGAAAACACCGACUAGUGCACCUUUACUCAUCCAAUGAGACAAAGUGUUACUCUUUGUGCUUUUGUUACAGAAAUGUGGGAACUAAAAGGAAACAACACAGACAGUAGUUUUUAUGUCAUGGUGCAAUACCACAGUGCCAGAGAGAACUGAGUGGGUGAGGCUUUGAAAUCAGAUAAAGGUCAGUUAAAGCACUUAUGCCAUUUUAUGCGUGUCUGAAGUCCAAGUAAAGUCCUCUGCGUUUUCCACAUCUAUGUAAACUAAAGCAUACACAGUCUAUGGUCUAAAGUCCAGCCUGUGUUUUGGCCUUUCAAACACAGGUCUGCGUCAAUAUCUGACGCACAUUCCCUGAACCCACACAGUUCUCACGUUUGUUUUCACAAUUCGGGAUAUACACAAAUAAUAUUGUAAUACCAUCCUAUUAUCAUACAACAGAUUUAGAUUGUAAAGUCCUGUACACAAAUAUUUUAUGUAGCAGUAUUUUUGCACCUACUGUGUUUUAGGAAGUGUCACAUUGGUGAACUUAUAACAGUGUUAUUGUUGGACCAACUUAACAGAAAUAACCUCUUUUAUUUUCAUGACAUGAGGUCUGACAGAACUAGUCUAUGGACAGAAAUGUAUUUGUAGAAAUAGUGGCAGCUUUUUUAGUAGUUUUUAGCAGCAGAAGAUUUAAGAUUUUGUCAAUAAAAAAAGAAAAAGAUGUAUUCAUGUAUCAUUUUUAGUUUAGCACAAGAGAUAAAAUACUGUUCUAAUGCCGAAUUGAGUUUUGUCUCAU
Molecule: messenger RNA, 2874 nt
Organism: Periophthalmus magnuspinnatus
Lineage: Eukaryota; Metazoa; Chordata; Actinopteri; Gobiiformes; Gobiidae
Gene: aqp7
Product: aquaporin 7
Exons: 6
Coding region: 422-1333 (303 amino acids)
Biological process (GO): water transport; glycerol transmembrane transport
Cellular component (GO): plasma membrane; basolateral plasma membrane
Molecular function (GO): water channel activity; urea transmembrane transporter activity; glycerol channel activity
Source: RefSeq, a predicted model, not a curated record